CCCACAUGUGUCAUGCUGAGGAUUAAAGCCCCACAGGCUCUGACACAGGCAUCGCCCAGAACCUACUUUCUUCUUUCUUUUAGUUAUAGCACAUUUGGGUCAUCUGACAAGAUAUGAGGUAAAAGUCUCGUGCUGCACAGACCAGAUUCAGAGCUCUUUCUCAAAGAAGAAAGGAAUUAGUCACUCCAUCCAGAGCUAACUUCAAAAUGGACUUUUACUUUUAAAAACCAACCUCAGCUCAGCUGGCUCCAUUUGGGGAAGAAACCCACAGGCCUCCCCUGAAAGUGACGAACUCCUUCCAAGCUGGCCAUGUCCAAAUGCCCCAGUGAUGAGGAAAGGAGGUGACAAGAUGAACUGCACUUCAGGGGACAUAUCGCUGAAAAUAUUGCUGCAUGGAAUAUCUGAGAGUUGCCUGCCUCUCUUCUCCUCUAGGACUUUUGUGGUAGACGUGACCCUUAAAGAUGGUGACUCUCUCCUGAGCAGCAAGAUCACUUUCUACAAGAAAGGCCCUCUUGGAGGAGAAUAUGAAAGUGUUACUCAGACUUGUUUGUUUCAUAGCUCUACUGAUUUCUUCUCUGGAGGCUGGUAAAUGUGAGAAACGUGAAGAACAAAUAAUUUUAGCUUCUUCCGCAUAUGAAAUAGAUGUUCGUUCUUGUCCUCUUAACCCAAAUGAAAACAAAGGCACUAUAAGUUGGUAUAAAAAUGACAGCAAGACAUCUAUAUCUACAGAAAGAGACUCCAGGGUUCAUCAGUACAAAGAUAAACUUUGGUUUGUUCCAGCUGAAGUAGAGGAUUCAGGACAUUACUAUUGUGCAGUAAGAAAUUCAACUUACUGCCUCAAGAUUAAAAUAACUGCAAAGUUUGUACAACAUGAACCUAACUUGUGUUACAGUGCACAAGCUAUAUUUACACAGAAACUACCUAUUGCAGGAGAUGGACAACUUGUGUGUCCUUAUUUGGAUUAUUUUAAAGGUGAAAACAAUGAAUUACCCAAAAUACAGUGGUAUAAGGAUUGCAAACCUCUACUUCUUGACAAUAUAAAUUUUAUUGGAGAAUCAAGUAAGCUCAUUAUCAUGAAUGUGACUGAAGCGAAUAAAGGGAACUAUACUUGUCAUGCUUCCUAUACAUACUUGGGAAAGCAAUAUCGCAUCACCCGGGUUAUAGAACUUUUAACUCUAGAGGAAAAUAGGCCCAUGAGGCCUGUGAUUGUGAGUCCAGUUAAUGAGACGAUGGAAGUGGUCUUGGGAUCCCAACUACAACUGAUAUGCAAUGUCACUGGCCAGUCCAGUGACUUUGUCUAUUGGAAGUGGAAUGGAUCAAUGAUUGAUGAUGAUCCAGUGCUGGUGGAAGACUAUAGACUAGUGGAAAAUCCUUCAUCCAAAAAAAGGAAUACAGUCAUCACAAUGCUUAAUAUUUCAGAAGUGAAAAGUAAAUUCUAUCUAUAUCCAUUUACCUGUGUAGCCAGGAACACAUAUGGUAUAAAUGUAGCAUAUAUUCAAUUAAUAUACCCAGUUUCCAAUUUCCAGAAGCACAUGAUUGGUAUAUUUGUCUUGUUAACAGUAGUAAUUACAAGCUCUGUUUUCAUCUAUAAAAUCUUCAAGAUUGACAUAGUGCUUUGGUACAGGGAUUGUUGGUAUGAUUUUCUCCCAAAAAAAGUUUCAGAUGGAAAAACCUAUGAUGCAUACAUACUAUAUCCAAAGACCCUUGAGGAAGGGUCCACCUCUAACUCAGAUAUUUUUGUAUUUAAAGUCUUGCCUGAGGUCUUAGAAAAACAGUGUGGAUAUAAGCUAUUCAUUUAUGGAAGGGAUGACUACGUUGGGGAAGACUUUGUUGAUGUCACUAAUGAAAACAUAAAGAAAAGCAGAAGACUGAUUAUUAUUUUGGUCCAAGAAACAUUGGGAUUCAGCUGGCUGGGGAGUUCAUCUGAAGAGCAAAUAGUGAUGUACAAUGCUCUCAUUCAGGAUGGAAUUAAAGUUGUCCUGCUGGAGCUGGAGAAAAUCCAGGACUAUGAGAAAAUGCCAGAAUCCAUUAAAUUCAUUAAGCGGAAGCAUGGGGCCAUACGCUGGUCAGGGAACUUCACAGAGGAAAGGUCACAGUCUGCGAAGACAAGGUUCUGGAAGAAUGUCAGGUAUCACAUGCCUGCUCAGCACCAGGCCCCUUCAUCCAAGCCCCCAUUGCUAUUCUCAGCCACCAGGCCAGAUGCCAAGGAGAAACUGCAAAGGGAUGUGCACAUGUCUCUUGGAUAGCAGGAAGGACCUUGGCCAAGAGUUCCUCGGAUGACUCCUGUUUUAGGGCAUUGCACAUUGGGCCGUUUACAAUCCAAGGGUGGGACCCUGGUCCAGUCUGGGGUUUACAGGGUCCCUUGAGUAGCCAGUGAAGUCCCAAAAUGAUUGAUACUUCUCCGAAAGUAUAGAAGUAUUCUUGGAGAACUUUCCACUUGCCUUGCCUUUUUCAUAUGCAUCUACAGCCAGCAAUCAGUUUCUAAAGACUGAAUCUCAUUUAUAGACCUUUAAAAUUGUCAUUUCAAUGAACAAGGGGAUUCUCUCCAGGAUUCUAAGAUUUUGAAAUAACCUUAGCUUUCUGCUGGAGAAUUUCAAAAACAAGAAUAGCAGAGAAUUGAUCCCCUUUAAUACAUUUCCCCCUGGAAUGAUCACUCUGUUCAACCUUAUUUCUCUGACUUUCACUUGACUCAUUACUUCUUUGAAAGGACAGCUGUCAAGUCACUUCCUCUUCCCACUGUGUCAUACACAUGGCCCACAGAUUAACCAUCCUGUCUGAAACACUGCUCCCAUCAUCUCACUCUUGCUAAAGACAAUUCCAUCUCCAAGUGGCUCCCCUGGUUCAGGAGCUAAAGCCUAAGUUCUCCCAUUAAUGUUUCACUGAUGCACCCAAACCUGCAGCCUGUCCAUGCGGCCAUCUCCUCUCUGACCUGCUGUGUGAAUUCCCAGGUCAGCCCAUGUGCCUUUGAACCUGCCCCCAGUGCUCCUCUACCUCUGCCUCCUUCCUGUCUUCUCUGAGCAGAAUGCCUUCUGGAAUUUCCUCUAUCUGACUGGAAUUAAAAACUUACUCCAACUCUGUUUUCCCAAAAGACUCCUCUUUCAGUCAAUCUGAUGGUACUUACAGUUGGCUGUCACUGUGUGAGAAGUCAUUCUAUUUCCUGCUGAAGCCCUGCUCCCUGAGGUCUUGCUGCCCACAGUGCGUUCACAAAUAAUUUGCACACAGGACAUAGAUUUGUAUAGUACUUUGUACAAAAAUAUCCAAAGAUUGCCUUAUUUCAUAUUUGCAAUCAUCUCGAUUUUAUAGAGAGUAAGUGACCUGUGGUAAAACAAUUACACUCUGUCCUGGGCUUGCACCUCCCAAGUGCUGGCUUCUACGACAGCGUUCAGAAGACUUGAUCUCAGGUCCAUAUAUGUCCCUUUCACCCCGACCUCAGCACUUUUGUUGGAAGAAAUGAUAGUUUUCUAGGAUAAUGGCUGAGUCAAGGCAUGCUUCUAAUUAAGAGACCAAAUUUCAAACUUUUGAAUGUUGGAAUUUACAAAAAUUAUGUUAGAAUUUAUGAAAAAUUUUCUGCUUGUAUAUAUGCAUUCCCUAAAGAUAAAUGCAUCUUGGCAAAUAGAAAAUGAGAGCAAGCUGGGUUUUCCAGAUAUAAAAAAUAAUUUUAAAAACUUAAAAAAACCCUGGAAAACUGAAAAGUCACAUGCAUGUGCUGUUUACUGAAAUCGUAUGGACAUGGGUAAGCCUUCUGUUUUUUGUAUUUUUAAUACUUAGUAUUAUAGUUGAACGCAAACUUUUAUUUGGUAGUUUUUUCGCCUCAAAAGUAGUAAGAAACAAUUUAAUAUUUUGGCUUUCCUCUUUCCACCUCUUUUGUCUUGGAUUCCCUCCAGCAGCCUGAGUGACAGUGCUGUUUCCCAGUUGCUGUUUUUAAAGAAAGUGCCUUCUUUCCAUCUGGCAGCACACAGACCCUGCAAGCAGAAGCAUUGGGGGUGGAAGCAGGGAUUGUCUCCUCCAAAAAAGGCUGAUCAGAUGAUUUAAGUCGUGCUGAGCAUGUUUAGUCGGUCAUCUGUAAAUAUAUUUGCAUGUCUAGUUCCAAGAAAGCCAAUUUUGAAACUGAGAAUUAGCCGCAAAAUUGGCCAGAAAGUAAGGAGGAUGGAAAGCAACCAGGAAUGAGCAGUGGUGUUACUGGCAUUGCGCCUGGGAUUUUGGGAGGGACAAGAAUUAGGGAAUAUGCCUAGGUGGAGGAAGGGCCCCAGUAGGAAGGUGGGAUGUCACACUGUCACUCCCAUCUGUGGUAGAGGAUUCCAGAGGAAGGAAGUAGCUACACUCCUGGGAACUUCCUUUGUUUUAUUGUUUUCCCCUAAAGCCUCUUCCUUUUAGGACUUCCCCGUUAAUUAGAUUUUACUGCAUUUUCUGAUGGUGUGUAUAUGUGUGUGUGUGUGUGUGUGUGUGUGU
This is a messenger RNA of Pteronotus mesoamericanus, 4449 nucleotides long. RefSeq names its product interleukin 1 receptor type 1 (gene IL1R1). The record is from RefSeq and is a predicted model, not a curated record. Lineage: Eukaryota; Metazoa; Chordata; Mammalia; Chiroptera; Mormoopidae. The coding region runs from base 525 to 2246 and encodes 573 amino acids. Gene Ontology annotation, molecular function: interleukin-1, type I, activating receptor activity; interleukin-1 binding. Gene Ontology annotation, biological process: regulation of inflammatory response; interleukin-1-mediated signaling pathway. The transcript has 13 exons.